Messenger RNA from Lodderomyces parapsilosis, 318 nucleotides. RefSeq lists its product as uncharacterized. Gene Ontology annotation, cellular component: TIM23 mitochondrial import inner membrane translocase complex. Gene Ontology annotation, biological process: protein insertion into mitochondrial inner membrane; protein import into mitochondrial matrix. The record is from RefSeq and is a predicted model, not a curated record. The coding region runs from base 1 to 318 and encodes 105 amino acids. NCBI's taxonomy places the organism in Eukaryota, Fungi, Ascomycota, Pichiomycetes, Serinales, Debaryomycetaceae. The transcript has a single exon.
AUGCCACCAGUCCAACAGUAUCAAUAUGUAGGUCACCAACCAUCAAACUGGGACAAGUUCAAAAUGGGUGCUCUAAUGGGCUCAACCGUUGGUGUUUGUGUUGGUGUCUUAUUCGGCGGGUUUUCAAUCUUGCAAAAUGGUGCUGGACCCAAUGGUGUAAUGAGAACACUUGGUCAGUAUAUAAUGGGAUCAGUGGGGACAUUUGGUUUGUUUAUGUCUAUUGGAUCAGUAAUUAGAUCUGAUCCAAAGUAUAUGGAGAUGCAAAGGAAUAUGGUUGCUAAUCAAAGAGCUAAGUUGACUGCUAUUUACAGAGAUUGA